AUGCUGCGAAGGUGGAUUUUCGCAAGACGUUUCGCCACCAAGACGAGACUGCCUCAGGGCAGGACACUAGAGGCACCGCCAAUGAACGACAGUGAGCUACUGGAGGCGAUCGAGAAGGACCCUGAAAUUGUGAAUGACAGAAAAUGGCGAAACUCGUACUACCACCAGCUCUCGCAGCUGUCCGGAGUGCUGGACACGCGGUUCCAGGAAAAGCUGCAGAAGAACCUGCGCAAAAUCGAGAGCUACAACGUGCGCAUCAACACCCCGAUCGAGGAGCGGAUUCGCGUGGAUCUCACCAAGGAAAACCUCACGUUUAGAGACUUCUAUUCAAAUCUAUUAGUUGCAAAAGCUAUCGAGAACUCGACCGGCAUAACCACGCCAACAGAGUUCCAGAAACGGAUUUUUGCACUGGCCAGUGGAUAUGUGAGCACUGUGGCCGUUGGCGAGCCGGGAACAGGCAAGAGCACGGCGUUGUUCACGCACGGUCUCUUUCUUCGCCGUGCUCCGGCACGCGGUGAGGGCAUAAACUCGCUCGUGCUUGUGAACUCCGGGCUGCAGGCAGUGCAGAUGAGAAAGUACGCGGAAAAAGUGUAUCAGAGCAUUCGUCGCGUCAAGCCAAAGAGCCUGCCCAAUAUCCAGACGAUGGCACAGUUUCUGUAUCGCGCCGACCAGCAAACAGAGGAGCAGCAGAUCAAGGACUUGAUGGACACUCCGUGCCCCCACAUCCUCGUGUCCACGCCCCAGCGUCUGUUGGACUUGCUUGCCACCCGUGGUAUGGACUUCAUGAAGGUGAACAGUCUGGCGUACAUUGGAGUGGACGACAUCGACCAUAUGAUGGAUACCGACGCGCCGGUCGACGCCCAGCGCAAAACGGCUAUUGUGAAGCUGCUCGAUUACGUGCUGAAGCUCCAAGACUACCGGCGUUUUCACAACGAGCCGCAUCCGCAGCUGCUGUUCACCACCACGGCGCCCACUCCGCGAUCAUUUCUGGACGAGUUGCAGGACCACACGCAGUGGUUCGACUGGAGCAAAUUCCACGAGAUGGGCAGUUUCACCCGGGGCAACAUGGCCGACACCUGUGUUGUGCCGAAGAACGUCGGCGUGGGGUGUGUUUUGGUGCGCCCUAGCAUGACCAAGUCCAACAAGGUCCGCACAAAUUUGGUGAGCAUGAAAGCUCCAAAUUACGGCGAGCGUCACGACUGGGAGCAACAGGCCGACGGCGAAGCGGCCUACGUGGAGUACUGGAAACGUAAGCGUAGUCUGAUGGACAAGCCGGUUCGCGAGGGCGAGCUGGCGGUGCUCGUUUCCGGGCUAGUCAAGCUGCUCAAGAAGCAGAAGCAGAAUUUCCAGAAAACUGUCUUGGUGAUCGUCUCGGACGAAACCAGCGUGUUCCAGGUGCAAGGCCUGCUCGCGAAGCUCGGGAAAAACGUCGAGGUGUUCAAUGGUCAGGAAAAUGCCACGGCCGCAAAAAAAGGCAAGCUGCUGAUUGCCAAUGUGAAGACGGUUGAAGGUAUGACGUUCAAGUCCCUGGACACCAUGGUUGUCCUUGGGCUAGACGCGCUCCGCGACACCAAAACAUUUGUCUCUCUCUGUGGGAGGUUCCGCAACGAGUCUGGACUGAUUGCGCAGGACCAAUUUGGGCUUGUGGACGACGAAAAGGAGGUGAAAAACAAAAUGAUAAUUUUGUCGCCGGUUCUGGACGUCGGCGAGGAGGAAAGAAAUCAUCUGCAUCGUCUGUGUCUGCGUGGCGGUCUUGUCAAGUGGAUCGACGUCGUCGGAGUCUCCGAAUGA
Ogataea haglerorum is the source of this 1791-nucleotide messenger RNA. RefSeq lists its product as uncharacterized. The record is from RefSeq and is a predicted model, not a curated record. The coding region runs from base 1 to 1791 and encodes 596 amino acids. NCBI's taxonomy places the organism in Eukaryota, Fungi, Ascomycota, Pichiomycetes, Pichiales, Pichiaceae. Gene Ontology annotation, molecular function: nucleic acid binding; ATP binding. The transcript has a single exon.